ACCCCAUUCCUGACCCAACCUGCUCCGCAGACAACUUUCUCCAGCACUGGCGUGCCCUGAGGGUAUGCGCACGAGCAUGCGCAGCAACCAAAAAGUGCUCGGGAUUCUGACUGGCUCGCUGAGCAAACGUCAUUCGGGAAAAGACCGCUCCGCCCUUCUCAAGAUGGCGCUGCACUCAAUGCGGAAGGCCCGCGGGUGCUGGAGCUUCAUCCGGGCACUUCAUAAAGGACCCGAAGCUGCUUCCGUUCCCCAGAAGGACUGCAUGAAGCGAGUGUUUUCUGGCAUCCAGCCUACAGGAAUCCCGCACCUGGGCAAUUAUUUGGGAGCCAUUGAGAACUGGGUGAGGCUGCAGGAUGAGGAUGGCUCUGUGCUAUACAGCAUCGUUGACCUCCACUCCAUCACAGUCCCCCAGGACCCAACCAUCCUCCGACAGAGCAUCCUGGAUAUGACUGCUGCCCUUCUUGCCUGCGGCAUAAACCCAGACAAAAGCAUCCUUUUCCAGCAAUCUCAGGUGUCUGAACACACACAACUAAGUUGGAUCCUUACCUGCAUGGUCAGAUUACCUCGAUUACAACACUUGCACCAGUGGAAGGCGAAGGCGGGCAAGCAGAAGCACGAUGGAACCAUGGGCCUGCUAACAUACCCAGUACUCCAGGCAGCCGACGUUCUGCUGUAUAAGUCCACACACGUUCCUGUCGGGGAGGAUCAAGUCCAGCACAUGGAACUAGUUCAGGACCUAGCACAAGGUUUCAACAAGAAGUAUGGGGAGUUCUUUCCAGUGCCCACGUCCAUUCUAACGUCGAUGAAGAAGGUAAAAUCUCUCCGUGAUCCUUCUGCCAAAAUGUCCAAGUCAGACCCUGACAAACUGGCCACUGUCCGAAUAACAGACAGCCCAGAGGAGAUAGUGCAGAAAUUCCGCAAAGCUGUGACAGACUUCACCUCGGAGGUCACCUACGAUCCAGCCAGCCGAGGAGGUGUGUCCAACCUGGUGGCCAUCCACGCCGCAGUGACCGGCCUCAGCGUGGAGGAAGUGGUCCGUCUCAGCAAGGGCUUGGACACUGCCCACUACAAGCUGGUGGUGGCAGAUGCUGUGAUAGAGAAAUUUGCUCCAAUUAAGAGUGAAAUUGAAAAACUGAAGAUGGACAAAGGCCAUUUAGAGAAGGUGCUGCGAGUUGGGUCAGAAAAAGCCAAAGAAUUAGCGUAUCCUGUGUUCCAGGAGGUGAAGAAAUUGGUGGGAUUUCUGUAAUAAGUUUCAGGUAAUCACAAGAAAACUUUUGUAUCUUGCAGUCUCUGCACUCCAAUAAAGACAGCUGUCCCCCAAGCAAAAUGAAAGAUUAUUUGGGGACAUAUCAUUUGGAAAAAUGAUGAUUGGCCUCAUUUGAUGAAUAAUGCUCUUUAGCUUUUCAAUGGAGCAGUGUUCCAAAUCCCAUAAAAAAAUGAAGUGACUGGGAAAAAAAUUAGCUGUGUCUGAACCCCCAAUUAUGAAGCCCACUCCUUGGACUGAAGUUUUGUGAUUGAGGUGAGCAGCAAUUUGGGAAAUGGGAUAUCAUAUGUGCUUCACUCUGGAGUACUUAUUGUAGCAGGUGCUUUGUCUAUGCCAGCCAUUUUAAAAAGCAAUACAUGGCAGUAAUACACUUUAAUUCUUGAAGUGCCAUUUGAUCCUCUUUGUUCUUAGAUCUCUUAAAAAUAAGUUGAUUAUUA
Molecule: messenger RNA, 1701 nt
Organism: Oryctolagus cuniculus (rabbit)
Lineage: Eukaryota; Metazoa; Chordata; Mammalia; Lagomorpha; Leporidae
Gene: WARS2
Product: tryptophanyl tRNA synthetase 2, mitochondrial
Biological process (GO): mitochondrial tryptophanyl-tRNA aminoacylation
Cellular component (GO): mitochondrion; mitochondrial matrix
Molecular function (GO): tryptophan-tRNA ligase activity; ATP binding
Source: RefSeq, a predicted model, not a curated record